This is a messenger RNA of Telopea speciosissima, 413 nucleotides long. RefSeq lists its product as uncharacterized. Bases 56 to 319 code for a protein of 87 amino acids. The record is from RefSeq and is a predicted model, not a curated record. The transcript has 4 exons. NCBI's taxonomy places the organism in Eukaryota, Viridiplantae, Streptophyta, Magnoliopsida, Proteales, Proteaceae.
AAUCCAUAAUUUCUCAGUAGAAGCAAUAACAGUAGCGAGUGGCGAAGAACAGAAAAUGAGUUUGACAAGCAGAGCUUGGAUCGUGGCUGCAAGCGUUGGGGCUGUAGAAGCAAUGAAGGAUCAAGGGUUCUGUAGAUGGAAUUACACCUUCAGAUCCCUCCAACACGCCAGGAACAAUUGCGGAUCUCUUUCCCAGACCAACAGAUUUCUCUCUUCUUCCUCUUCUACAAUAACGAUGUCUAAGAAGAUGGUUCCGAGCGAUGAAAAAAUGAAGCAAUCGGAAGAAUCUCUCAGAAAAGUUAUGUACUUGAGUUGUUAGGGUUCCAAUUGAGGCGCUCCAAAUCUCUCUACUCCAGAGCUGUAUUACUCCUAUUUCGUCCAUUCUGUAAAUACUAAUUGAGAGAACCUUGAUU